AUGUCGAGCAGUGCAACAGCCUCGGCCGGGAGUUCUUCCAGCGCUAUCCCUCACCCGGCCUCGACCAGUGCUGGUCUGGGUUCGGGAGCUGCUUCUCAAGAAAUCCAAGCUGUCCCCCCCACCCCCUUCGAAAACCUUUGCCUGUCUCGCCCAGGUGGACUUCCUAUUAUCGAAGGUCUUAGCCCUACGGAUGCUGUAGUGUUUUACUAUGGGGAAUACCAGCCUGAGUCUGAUAACAGAAGAACGAGCAGAUCACGCUCUGUUGGUGACUAUCAAUUACGCUAUGUUGGCGGGGCGGAGAAGUGGAAAGAGGAGGCUGAAAAAGAGGAGGCUGGAACCGAUGCAAAGGAUAAACAACCAGCCGCCCCAUCGAUCGCUUCUGAGCCUCCUCGAGCUACGUAUGAUAUUGUGUCCUUGGCUGAGAUUGAUAGCGCCACGGGUGCUCGUGGUGGAAAUAUACCCUGGCUGAAGGACAAUCGCCCGGCUCAUGUGCAGAUUCCAUAUAUUCAAACCUUUACUCUAGAAAAUAUCAAGAAACUCUUUGAUUCCUCCCCUCCUAUUCUGUACUCUCGCGAGCUGUUUCAAACAGAUGGGAAAGACCCAUUUAUCAACGCUGUAAGGGUUCGUGCUGAGGAAAGCUCACACAAUAUCUUCGUCGGACUACCGUAUCUAGGGUGCGGUCUAGAGACCAACGAUGAUAGCAUCCCCCAAGAUGGGAUCGAGAAUGGCAUGAAGCUCCCGUAUUACGGGGGAAGUGAGGGGGUUGAAGGAGGACCAGACUAUGGCAUGCGUGUCUGGCAGUCGUGGCAGAUACUCUUCGACGACACCAGACUUGCCCUCAUUAAGUCUCCCGACUCCCCGGGCUCUAAGUGUGCUCCACUAUUCGGUCACCAGACUACCUUUGGCCCCUUGCACGCGCUUGCAUUGAUCAUCGGGAACCUGUUCCGACAUGAAGUACAACCGCUUGAGGUACUCCGUGCGAAAGUGGACGAAGACAUAUCUAAUAUAGAAGCGAAAAUGAGUGAGCAUGUCUUACUCGAGCCUGAUCAACUUACCGGGGUCGUGAGAAGGGAUUACAGAGGCAUAAUAAGGGUUUCGGAUGGUCUUCUCGAAAGGCAUAUCUUGAAUCUGAAGACCAUUAUCGUCAUCCUGAGGAAACAGUUGUCGAUCCUUCGAGACUUAGAAACUAUCACCACUAACCAACAGGAUCCGCGCUACCGGCCGGCGUUCGGUAACCCCGUACCCUUACCGAAAUUCGAUGGGCAGAGUGAGCAGCUGAAAAACGCGCGGGCAGUCUUCGAACAAUUAAUCGUAGAAAGGGGAAGAGUACUGACUGAUAUGAAUACGAUGUUGGAUGAUGUGAAGAAGAGACGGAGUGAGCUUCGGGGUGAGCUACGUAUGGUUAGAGAACAGCUGCAGGAGGAAGGGAGGCACAAUCUUACCGUAGAUCUAAGUGCCGCUUUGGAAAGGCAGGGGGAGACUACCGUGAAGAUGAAGAACAUAAUGGCAAGGCAGGGACAGACGGUAUCGUUCUUUGCGUUUAUAACAGCUGUCUUUCUCCCGCUGGAGUUUUUUGCGCAGUACCUAACCAUGACAGGUGUAAGCACACACAGGGGGUUCUGGAUGAUCGCGGGGCCUGUCACCGUGGGUGUGAUGAUGCUGCUAGUUGUCUUCAUGUUUUGGGACGACGACAAAAUUAAAGAUCUUAUUGCAGGGGUUACGCCAUGGACAAGGAAUGAAUACAGACAGCGUCAAGUGAAGCUGGGGAUUAGGGAUAUAAAAAUGGUGGCGGCAGGGCCAGGGCAGAAUGAGAAGCUAAGUAAGGCGACCGGCCAACCGACUAGUCGGAAACCGGGAUGGCUCCGGGGAUGGUUAGGCCCCUCUAAGGCAAUAUCUGCAAGUGGAGAAACUGCGCCCCUCACCCAGGUAGUUACUGCCGACGCAGUUGGAGGCGUUGGGGGGAAUGGACGAGCGGCCGGGACCACUUUAUCAGUCCCACACAGCACCGAAUCACAGACAUCCAGACCUGGAGGCAGCCCUAGAGACCCUGCGGGCGGCAUCGGGCCUGCGAGGGGGACAGUAGCAACACCUAACCAACAACAAGAGAGUGAUCAAGUCGCAGCUAGUACCACAACACAAGGGACGGGGGCCUGA
Molecule: messenger RNA, 2154 nt
Organism: Morchella importuna
Lineage: Eukaryota; Fungi; Ascomycota; Pezizomycetes; Pezizales; Morchellaceae
Exons: 4
Coding region: 1-2154 (717 amino acids)
Source: RefSeq, a predicted model, not a curated record